Myotis lucifugus (little brown bat) is the source of this 1686-nucleotide messenger RNA. Its product is annotated as phospholipid phosphatase-related protein type 5-like. The record is from RefSeq and is a predicted model, not a curated record. Gene Ontology annotation, molecular function: phosphatidate phosphatase activity. Gene Ontology annotation, biological process: signal transduction; phospholipid metabolic process; phospholipid dephosphorylation. NCBI's taxonomy places the organism in Eukaryota, Metazoa, Chordata, Mammalia, Chiroptera, Vespertilionidae.
AUGUCCUCCCCUGGCCAUGGCCGGCGGCACAGAAAUGUGGGUGCCAGGGCUGUGGCUAAGCCUCAGGGGGGACCUGGGCUCACCUGGUUAACCCUGGGAGUCGAGGACAAGCUCACAGCUCGGGCAGAGGCUGUGGUCAACACAGGCCUGAACUUGAAUUCCGAUUCUGUGGUUCUGGAGACUCGCUCUUAUCUCUACGGCAGAAUCAAACUUAACAAGACACAUCACAUAAUAGUUGGAGAGACCGCGGUGUUUUGCCUACAACUAGCCACAAGGGAUUUUGAAAACCAGGAGAAAACGAUUUUAACCGGAGACUGUUGCUACAUAAACCCACUGGUGCGGAGGACUGUGCGAUUUCUCGGCAUCUACACGUUCGGCCUGUUCGCCACGGAUAUCUUCGUGAACGCCGGGCAGGUGGUGACGGGGAACCUGGCGCCCCACUUCCUGGCCCUGUGCCGGCCCAACUACACGGCGCUGGGCUGCCAGCAGCUCACGCAGUUCAUCAGCGGCGAGGAGGCCUGCACGGGCGACCCCGAGCUCGUCCUCCGGGCCCGGAAGACCUUCCCGUCCAAGGAGGCGGUGCUCAGCGGCUACACGGCCGUGUACCUGACGAUGUACAUCACCAGCACCGUCAAAGCCAAGGGCACGCGCCUCGCGAAGCCCGUCCUGUGCCUGGGCCUCCUGUGCUCCGCCUUCCUCACCGGCCUCAACAGAGUCGCCGAGCACCGGAACCACUGGUCGGACGUGAUCGCGGGCUUCCUGGUGGGGACGUCGAUCGCCGUGUUCCUGGUCGUGUGCGUGGUGAGUAACUUCAGGGGAAGACAGCCCGAGAGCGAGCACGCCCGCGCGGCGGACCUGGCGCACGCGCCGAUGAUCAGCAUCCCGCGGGUGGAGAGUCCGCUGGAAAAGAACCACAUCACCGCCUUCGCGGAAGUCACAUGAUACGGAAGCCGCCGGGGUUUCCCUGCACUGGACGUCGUCCCUUUUCACCGUCCAUUCCUAACACCCAAAGUUUGUCCGACCGCGAAAGGAGUUUCUCAAGUUGUCUAAUGAUUUCUAUAAGUUUCACGUCCGUGUCAGCGUGUCCGUUUCCCCCACUAGACUGUGAGCUCCUCAAAGGCAGGGCCGUGUCUCUCUUCUCCGGGUCCCCGGCGGCACCUACGACACAGCCUCGCACAGAGUAGGUGUUCAGUUAACGCGGGAGGCCCGGGCGAGCCCCUUCAUUCUGAAAGAAAACACCCACCUGAGUUCUCACAGAAUCCCGGGGACUAAGGGAAAAGAAACCGCUACAGACACGAGUCAGAUCUGUCUGAGCAAUCCCUCCGUUCGGGGCUAGUCACGCUUUUUAACUUUUCACGUUAAAAAGCCGAAGAGGAGGUCCCCCCUCCGCAGUUCGCCAUCUUUCCUGUGAAGUGAACUUCGAACGUCAUGGGGGUCUUUAUUUUCUUCGUCCGCAUGACGUGAUCGCCGCCCUAGCAGAGCUCAGUGUGCGACACGGCUUUACUUCUAGAAGGUCUUGUUCUCUACGAAAAUCCUGUUUGCACACAGUAUUACGCUCUAUUUCCCUGAAAAUACCACUCAUUCUGUACCUUCUAAGACUGGUGCUUCUGCUUUUGAAGGGGGAAAUGCCAAUUUGUACUGUAAUAAGUAAUGUAUCAUAAUUAAAAGCUAUUUAUUUGGACUCUG